This is a messenger RNA of Sitodiplosis mosellana (orange wheat blossom midge), 1509 nucleotides long. RefSeq lists its product as uncharacterized. The transcript has 2 exons. The record is from RefSeq and is a predicted model, not a curated record. Bases 169 to 1356 code for a protein of 395 amino acids. NCBI's taxonomy places the organism in Eukaryota, Metazoa, Arthropoda, Insecta, Diptera, Cecidomyiidae.
CUGUUUGUUAUGUUCGCAAACCCUUUGCUUUUGCAUGGACAAUAUCGCAUUUGAAGUUGUUUACUCAUACACAGUGGAGACGAGAACGAGCAUAGUUAGGUUGAACUGUCAAGAAAAAUUCCGCAAAGCGGCAUUUAAUUGAUUCGCUGCCAUAGCCCGUAAUCAAAGAUGAAUUCAAGAAUUCUGGAGCAUUUACGCGGUCGUCCGAUUGCACCGAUUGUCAAUGCGUCGAGCGAAAAAUCCGACACAAAGGCACUGAAAAUGAUGUGCAUUCUAGACUAUGAACUGGAUGUGUCGGGAUUGUAUCCGCAAAUUGAGACAAUACCAAAAUUGAAGACGCAGUUACUGAAAAUUCAUUCGUUUGCCUCGUUCAAGUACUUCAGAUACAAUUUGGCGAAAGAAGCGAUAAUCAAUGACAAAGUUUUGAAGUGCAAACAUUGCGAAUUGAUUGCAUCUUACUUGUUGAUGCUGGAGCACAUGGCCAUCAGUCAUAAUUUUCACGCCAGUGCCAAAAUGUGUAUGUGGUGUGAAAAACACGAACUUCAAGAUCACAUCAUGUCAAAUUCAUUGGACGCGUGCUAUACCAGCUAUUUGUCGAAGCAUCGAUUCAGUAGCACACAAUUCCCCGCGGUGAUUGUGAGAUUUUACGAUUUGUUACGCAAAGUGGCCAGAACACUCCGUAUUGAAACCCAUCGCACGAAAGAUUUCAAAUGUGCAAGGGUUGACAACGAAGAAACAAUUCCACUCGAUCGAAUCGAUGACUCGAUGGACAGCAAAAUCAUCGUAUCCAAACCAUUUAAAUGGAAAUACAAAGAGACUGAUGAACGUUUCAUGGAAAAAUUGUUCCAAACAGCAAUGGCGUACUUUCACGAACAAAAGGUGGGCGAAUACACUUGCACAACAACACCCGAUAUGAAUGCAACCAGCACAACGCAAUCGACGGCUUAUUCGUUUAGUUCAACUGUUAGUCGACGCUCCAGUGUCAGCAGCCGAAUGAACAUUGGCGUCGAUUCGAUAAAAUUUGCGAUUCCAAGCCCAUCCACUCGAUAUGAUUCACCCAAAUCAUUGUCUCCGUUUGAUAUGCCCAGUUCAACGUCGCAACUUGCACCGAUACCACCGUUGUCACUGUCACCGCCGCCAUUGGUAACGCAACUACCAUCAUUGCCAAUGUUCGAUAUGCCGCUACAGGAAUUGGGUUUUGCCAACUUCAUUUCAUCUGUGUUGAACAGUUUCCAUGACGAUCGACUAAAAAUGCGAGCCGAAUUGGAAAUCAAACAGAUUAUUUACAAAUACUCCGCCGAAGAUGUUGCGAAGCAAAUGACAAACAAUAGUCAAGACAGUGAAUCUGACGACUGACUUUCUUUGUUUAUCAAAAAAACACUUUAUUGAUACCUAUCGAAUAAUCAUUAGUAAUUAACAUUACAUGUAAUGUAUGUAAUGCAUGAAUUAUCCUGUUCAGAACAAGCAAAUAAAUUGCAGAAUGCAACAAACUUUUGAAUUUCUUGACAA